Molecule: messenger RNA, 1108 nt
Organism: Centrocercus urophasianus (Greater sage-grouse)
Lineage: Eukaryota; Metazoa; Chordata; Aves; Galliformes; Phasianidae
Gene: DCAKD
Product: dephospho-CoA kinase domain containing
Biological process (GO): coenzyme A biosynthetic process
Molecular function (GO): ATP binding; dephospho-CoA kinase activity
Source: RefSeq, a predicted model, not a curated record
AUGCCGGGAGCGGUAGUCCGUGCGGGUAGGCGUGGGCCGGGCCAGGCGUGGGCGGGAACUACAACUCCCGUCAGCCUUUGCCGCCCCCCACCUGCUUCCUGCCCGAGGGGUCGGACCGAUCCUAAUGCGGGUGGCGCUGAUUGGCUGAGAGCGGCACUCUCAGUUCCUCCCACCCAAUCGGCGUGCGCUACACUGCGUGGUGCGCGAAGCCGGCAGCGGAGCGCAAUGUUCCUGGUCGGGCUCUCGGGUGGAAUCGCGUCGGGGAAGAGCACGGUGGUGGCCGUGCUCCGGGAACUGGGCUGUGCCGUGAUUGAUGCUGAUGUUAUUGCCAGAGAGGUGGUGCAGCCCCGCCUGAAGGCCUAUCGGCAGAUCGUGCGUUGCUUCGGCCCCGAGAUCCUCCUGGAGAGCGGAGAGAUCGACCGCGAGGCGCUGGGAAACAUCAUCUUCUCCCACCCCGAGAAACGGCGGCUGCUGAACGCCAUCACCCACCCCGAGAUCCAGAAGGAGAUGCUGAAGCAAGUCUUGAAGUACUUUGUGCUAGGCUACCGCUACGUGAUCCUCGACAUCCCUCUGCUCUUCGAGACCAAGAGGUUGACCAAGUUCAUGAAGCACACCGUCCUGGUGUACUGCGACCCGCAGACCCAGCUGGCACGGCUGAGGAAGAGGAGCGGGCUGUCCCAGGCUGAGGCCGAAGCACGCAUCGCCUCGCAGCUGCCGCUGGAUGAGAAGCGCCGCCUGGCCGCUCACGUCAUCGACAACUCCGGCGACCGCGAGAGCACGCGCCAGCAGGUGCUGCGGCUGCACGCGAGGCUGGAGGAUUCCCUGGACUUCCUGUGGGCACGGCUGGCGGUGGGGACGGCCGUGGCUGCGCUCGGAGGGCUGCUGUACCUCCUCCUCCAAUGUUUCAUCUCUUAAUUCACCUUUUUAGGGUUUUUUUUUUCUUUUUAUUUUUUUUUUCCCCUCAGUUGUUUUCCGAAGGCCUGGAUUUCCAGGUUUGAAAAGGGCACUGAAAGGCCACCUGUUUUAAUGAGCUUUGCCAGCUGAAUGCAGACGGCGGGGUGAGGUUUUCUCCUGCUGACUUCCCAAGGUGAAUGUGAGUUUUCUUCCA